AUUGUUCCUUUCUUCUAUUUUCACGUUAACCGCGAUGCAAACAUUGAAAUCACGGGCCCGUGACUUUUAAUGUUUCUAUCUAGGCCGAGAUUCGACACAGGGCACCAGAUUCAGUGUAUUUAACGUAACACGAAGAAGCCAAAGACCCCGUCUUCUUACAGCGAGGGGAGCUUCGGUCGGUAUCAGAGAACAGGAACAGGGGAGAAGAGAGAGCUAGAGGAGCUGCUUCGGGGUUGAGGGAUCGGUAGAGAGAUCAGGUGGCGCGAGACUGCGCGGUCGAAGAUGCGCCGGAAAUGUGGAAGGAGAUCGGAGACAGAGAAGCUGGUAAACUCCCCCCUUAUUCCUUCGCCAAUCGUAUUAGAUCCAAUCGUCUCUCCUCCCUCCACCUGUCCAAUUACAAAGAGAUUAUUUCUCCUCACAGAGGCUCCAUUAAUUCCCUUCAGGUUGAUUUGACAGAUGGCCGAUAUUUGUUAUCUGGUGCAUCAGAUGCAUCGGCUGCUGUCUAUGAUGUUCAACGUGCCUCAGAUUUUGAUGGAGAUGGUUUGGUUGCAAAACACAAGUGCAUAUUUUCUGUUGAUAAGCGACACGAAUAUGGGCAUAAAUAUGCCAUAUCAUCAGCCAUAUGGUAUCCCAUUGACACAGGACUGUUUAUCACAGGUUCAUAUGAUCAUUAUGUCAAUGUUUGGGAUACCAACACCACACAGGUGGUAAUGAAUUUUAAAAUGCCAGGAAAGGUUUAUAGGACUGCUAUGUCUUCGCUUGCAACAUCUCACAUGCUAAUUGCUACUGGAACUGAAGAUGUUCAAGUUCGUUUAUGUGAUAUUUCUUCAGGGGCAUUUGCUCACACAUUAUCUGGUCAUCGGGAUGGUGUAAUGACUGUGGAAUGGUCAACUUCUAGCGAGUGGAUUUUGAUGACGGGUGGAUGUGAUGGUGCAAUCCGUUUUUGGGACAUCAGACGGGCUGGAUGUUUUCUUGUUUUAGAUCAAUCGCAUUCCCAGCUUGGGAGACGGCCACCCCUCCUUGAACGUUCUGCCAUGAAUAAGGUUUCAGCAUCGAAGUCCUCGUUGGCAGGUCAAAAUUCAUCUGUAAAACAGCAGGCACUGCAAAGGAAAAUAGCCAAUGGGAAUGGGUCAAAAUCAUCAUCUAAUUGUAGAAUUCCAAACAGAGCCAAAGGAUCUGUUAGGCGGAGAUUACAUCCCGGGAUGUUGUCUAGUCAGGAUCGAGCCACUGCACAUUAUGGUGCUGUUACUGGUCUAAGAGUAACAGAAGAUGGCAUGUAUCUUUUGAGCGCAGGUUCUGAUUCAAGAUUAAGGUUGUGGGAUAUUGAAUCUGGCUGCAACACACUAGUGAACUUUGAAACUGUUCGUCUGCAAGCCAGUAAGGCAAUACAGUUAGCCACGACUCAGGAUUCAGCCCUUGUGUUUGUUCCUUGCAUGACAUCUGUGAAAGCAUUUGAAAUGUGGUCAGGAAGGACAUCUAUGACAUUUCGUGGUCAUUAUGAGCAUGUGAAUUGUUGCUGGUACAGCUCACAAGAGCAGGAAUUAUACACGGGUGGCAAUGAUAGGCAGAUUCUUGUUUGGUCUCCGUUCAAAUUUGUAUCUGAUGAAGUGGACGAAAAGAGCAGAAAAGGGCAGUUUCCUUCGCUAGAUCAGGAUAACUGGAGUGAUUGACAUUGGCUGCUGCCUACAUGUUAAUUUGUAUGAUAAUCUCUUUAUGUUGUUUAUUCACGCUCUGUUAGCAUGUACAUAGUUUGUUCAUUUGUUGCUUUCCUUACGCUGGCUUUGUUUGGAUUUACAUUGUAUGCUAGUAUUGCUGUUCUAUUCUCAAAAGUAUUUGUUUUUCCUUUAGUUAAUUUUGUAUCUAAUUAGAAGAGUUAUGGACCUAAUUCUGAUACAUACUGUCAUCUGCAAGCAUAUGAUUGUUAUUAAUUGUUAUAACAGAAUCUUAAGCUUGCUUUGUCA
Molecule: messenger RNA, 1961 nt
Organism: Malania oleifera
Lineage: Eukaryota; Viridiplantae; Streptophyta; Magnoliopsida; Santalales; Ximeniaceae
Product: WD repeat-containing protein ATCSA-1-like
Exons: 9
Coding region: 294-1670 (458 amino acids)
Biological process (GO): protein polyubiquitination; proteasome-mediated ubiquitin-dependent protein catabolic process; transcription-coupled nucleotide-excision repair
Cellular component (GO): nucleotide-excision repair complex; Cul4A-RING E3 ubiquitin ligase complex
Molecular function (GO): protein binding
Source: RefSeq, a predicted model, not a curated record